Molecule: messenger RNA, 9056 nt
Organism: Globicephala melas (long-finned pilot whale)
Lineage: Eukaryota; Metazoa; Chordata; Mammalia; Artiodactyla; Delphinidae
Gene: TACC1
Product: transforming acidic coiled-coil containing protein 1
Biological process (GO): cerebral cortex development; cell population proliferation; mitotic spindle organization
Cellular component (GO): cytoplasm
Source: RefSeq, a predicted model, not a curated record
UACAGUAGAUCUAUGAAAACUAGGGAGUGUGGGAAUUAUGUCAGUCACAGUGGGGAUGCAGAGGAGGGAAAAGUUUCGAGAACCGCUCAGGAGGAAGAACGAACAGGACCUACUAUACGCCAGCUACAGAUUUACAUGGGCAACAAAACACGUGUCAGAUCCAGGAACUUGGGGGGAACCUUACAAUCUGAAGGUUUGUGUGGUGAGCCAUAAACCGAAACAUAUGACCAGUUGGAUAGUAUUGUGGCGUAUUUCAUGCAGACCUGAAAAAAAACCGACUCCUGUUUAUUUCUCAUCUUUGUAGUCUCCAGUACGGUCAAGACAGUUGUAUUUAUCUCUGGGAAGGAGCUGGAUGAAUUCUAAAGCAUCCAGACACCCCAGCCCUCUAGUCUAGAGUGCAGGCGAACCCCCAUCCGUCUGUUAUGGUGAGACUACCUGCCACGCCUGAUCUUGCGUUAUUUUUGCUUUUGUUUUUGUUAUCAAAUGUGUAAGACAGUCAUGAUUCAUCAACAGUUUGCUGUGCCAACCCCUUUCAGUGGAGACGUCCGUGUGGCAGUUUCAGCCUGACUUUGUUCUAAGUUCUGGAGCUGCUGUCUCUGUGGGAACCUGCAAAUCUGGAAAUUACAGUAGUACAAGAAAUGCCUUAUCCAGGCAAGGAGACAUGAAGCCUGGUUGUUUGAGGCAGGUUCGCUUGGUGCCUUGGUGAUUCUGAGAGGCGCAAUCCCUAAGUAGAAUCCCUUGAUAGAAAAUGAAGAAAAUCGGAGGAGAGCUCUGCUACUUCCCUGCCUCUCCCUUCAAACACAGAGGGUUUUUAUUUUGAAGGUUGAAAUCAUUAGGCCUGUUGGCAGACUUCGGAAGCAGCAAACAGAGUCAGAGACCAAACACUUAGAAGUUAUGCCUCAAAAAGGAGAAUGGGAAACGGAUCAAGCUCUAAUUUCACAGGGUAAUUUAGCACCCUUUACCCAAGACCUCGCCACGGCAGUUCCACCAGUGAGGACUGAGGAGCCACAAAGCAUCUAAAAUCCCAGCCCUUGGCUACUCUUGCAGCGUUGCUGAGGGAUCUGAAGGUUGAAGGUGAACAGGCUGAAAUCUUCCACGCCGUCCUAUUAGGGAGGGGAAAACACAGUCAACAGCGGCCUCAGAGUUUUUUAUAAUAAGGGGCUGAACUUCUCUGCGAUCCGGUAUCACUAACGCCAUUAAGUCGCAGUAGCAAGAUGAGAAAAUAAAAAUAAAAAGGGAAGGAGGCACAGUCCAGCGUGCACGUACACGGAAAACGGAUCUUCCCGGCGCCCGGGUGCUCGGCCAGUGGCCAGGGUCUUAGCAGAGAAGCCCCUUCCCGCAGGGAGGGCGCGACCACUGUGGCGCGAAGCCGGGGGGAUCCGGCGGGCGCGCGCGCUUCAAAGUGCCGCCGCCGCGGGCGCCCCCGUCCGCGGGCGCGAGUAGUACGGUCCGAGGGGGCGGCUCCUGGGGCGCGGCUCCGCCGCAGCUGAUGCGCGCCCAGCCGGCCGAGAGGCGGGAGCCGGGAGACGGGAGCCGGGCCGCAGGGACCGGGAGCAGCUGAGCCGCGGUGCAGCCAAGGCCGAGCCGCCGGGCGUCGUGGGCCCGGGCCCCGAGGAGGCCCCAGGAGAGGCAUCUCCCCCGCGGGAGUCGCCGGGCGCGGGGGCGCCGUGGCCGCACGUUCAGGAAAGAGGACGCGGAGGAAGCGGCGCUGCCAGCCGGAGGAGAGGAAGCGCUCCACCCGGGCCCCCGACGGCGCUCGUUUAACCACAUCCGCGCCUCCGCUGGAAACGCGUCCGGGCGCCUGUCACCGGUUCCCUCCAUUUUGAAAGGGAAAAAGGGCUCUCCCCUUUCCCAUCCUCCUAGGAGCCGGAGCCGGAGGAGCCGCGCUCAUGGCGUUCAGCCCCUGGCAGAUCCUGUCCCCAGUGCAGUGGGCGAAAUGGACGUGGUCCGCGGUGCGCGGCGGGGUCGCCGGAGAGGACGAGGCCGGAGGGCCCGAGGGCGACCCCGAGGAGGAGGACUCGCAAGCCGAGACCAAAUCCUUGAGUUUCAGCUCGGAUUCUGAAGGUAAUUUUGAGACCCCUGAAGCCGAAACGCCCAUCAGAUCACCUUGCAAGGAAUCCUGUGAUUCACACCUAGGACUGGCAGGCCCUGGGGCCAAAACCCAAGACUCACAAGAAGUGGACGAACAGCUGGUAGCAGAAGUGGUUGAAAAAUGGUCGCCCGAGGCUGGUUCUAGACCCUCAGAAAACGAGGCAGCUCAGCACACUACUGAGUCUUACUCAGUCAAGGGUUUCAGAGAAGAACCUGAACACGAUGUGAGCAAAAUCUCUGUCGUGAGGCCAUUUUCCGUAGAAACCAAGAAUUCCACGGCGCCCCGGGGGCCGCCUGGCCCAGCAGCGGCUCAUGGCUGCGUGGCCGCGGCCCUAGGCCAGGCCGGGCCCUGCCCCCGCGCUCCGGGCGCCGCCCAGGACCAGGCAAUGACCGAGGGCGCCAUGGGGUCCACGCUGGAGGCCUCGGCGGAAGCCGACCCGGAGGCGGGAAGCCCGUGUCCGGAGCCCGGGGCCAGCAGAAGCAGGCUGCGGAAGCCCAGGCCCGUCCCCCCGAGGAAGAAGGCGGCAGGCGGCGGGGUCUCCGAAGCCCACCCCGCCCCGGAGGGCGCGCAUCUUCCACGGGUGGACCGCCAGUCCGGUUCCGACGGAGAGGCUGGGAACGCCGCCACCCCUGCCCUGCUAGGAGGUGACAGGAGCCAGAAGUGUCCCCCCAACGUGAGGGAGACACCGUGUGCCCCCGGCGGAGACACCCGCGACUCAGGGGCUGAGCUGCCGGAGGCCGUGAGGGGCUCCCCUCUGAAACUGGAGUUUGACUUCACGGAAGACGUGGAGACUGUGGAGUCCAGGAAAGCCCUCCCGAGGAAACCCGGCCGGAAACCGGGCAGCAGGGUGACACCCAAGGUUCAGAAAGACGGCACCGGGGAGCCAGCAGGCGCCCCAGGGGCAGGGGUGUCCUCAGAGCCGGGUCCCCGCCCCUGUCCCGGGGAGAGCCCCGACUUCGGGCCCUUUGGGGGCCACUCCCCGCUGCAGCGCUCGCCCCUGCUCUCAGCUCAGGGCUCCUACCGCUUUGACCCAGAUCACUUUGACGAAUCCAUGGAUCCCUUUAAACCCGCUAUGACUUUAACGAGCAGUGACUUUGGUUCUCCCGCCGGUAGUCAUAUUAGUGAAAUCUUAGAAUCACCCAAGAAGGCAAAGUCGCGUUUGAUAACGACUACUGAACAAGUGAAAUUUCUCUGUUUUCUGUUGAGUGGCUGUAAGGUGAAGAAAUACGAAGCCCAGUCUCUUGCUUUGGAUGGGUGUUCUCAGGAUGAAGGAGCAGUGAUCUCCCAGAUUUCAGACAUUUCUAACAGGGAUGGCCAUGCUACCGACGAGGAGAAGCUGGCGUCCACGUCAUCUGGUCAGAAACCCAUUGGGGCCGAGGGGAAAGGCACUGAGAAGGAGACGUGCCAACAGAUGGAGAAGGAUGGACCCGCCGUGCCCGCACUGCUGGAGUCCCUGGGGGAGAAGGGCCCUGUGUCCGUGGCCUGUGGAGGGGAGAGCCCGCUGGACGGCAUCUGCCUCAGUGAAUCAGACAAGACCGCCGUGCUCACCCUGAUACGAGAAGAGAUAAUCACUAAAGAGAUGGAAGCAAACGAAUGGAAGAAAAAAUACGAAGAAACCCGACAAGAAGUCUUGGAGAUGAGGAAAAUUGUGGCUGAGUAUGAGAAGACCAUUGCCCAAAUGAUCGAAGAUGAACAGAGGACGAGUAUGACCUCUCAGAAGAGCUUCCAGCAGCUGACCAUGGAGAAGGAGCAGGCCCUGGCCGACCUAAACUCGGUGGAAAGGUCCCUCUCCGACCUGUUCAGGAGAUACGAGAACCUGAAAGGCGUCCUGGAAGGGUUCAAGAAGAAUGAAGAAGCCUUGAAAAAAUGUGCUCAGGAUUACUUAGCCAGAGUUAAACAAGAGGAGCAGCGGUACCAGGCCCUGAAAGUCCACGCGGAGGAAAAACUGGACAAAGCCAAUGAGGAGAUUGCUCAGGUUCGAACAAAAGCAAAGGCUGAGAGCGCCGCUCUCCACGCGGGGCUCCGGAAAGAGCAGAUGAAGGUGGAGUCCCUGGAAAGGGCCCUUCAGCAGAAGAACCAAGAAAUUGAAGAACUGACGAAAAUCUGUGACGAGCUGAUUGCAAAGCUGGGAAAGACGGACUGAGUUUCCCCUGUUAGCUCAGCAGAUCUGCAUUUGGCUGCUUCUCUCGUGACCACGAUUAUCUUGCCUUAUCCAGGAAUAAUUGCCCCUUUGCAGAGAAAAAAAAAAAACCACGGAACUUUACAAAAGCACAUACCUACCGCUGCCUGUCCCGCUUUGCUGCCGACGCACCUACCCGGGAGGCGCCGCUGGAGGAUUUACUGCGCAGCCGCUGAACGAGUGGCCUGACCGACCCGUCGGGCUCAGUGAGUCGGGCUCAGUGAGACAGGCUGCCCAGUCUGGGCGGGAUUCUCUAUCUUUGGUUUGUUUUAAAGUCAUCUUUACUUUCCCCAGGUGCGUUCAGUGUAUGAUUUUAUGGCUACUAUUUGGGACCAUAUCCUGUCCACCACCUGUCUGGUUUUUUAAAAAAUUUAUUUCAUCGUUUACAUUUAAUUUUCAAUAUUAGUGGUUUUAUUUGAGGAGAUGAUUUGGCCUAUUGUUACUUCCAGUUGAGUACCCAUUUAUACACACGUGCUCUCUCUCACACACACGCACGCAUGCACGCACGCACGCACAUUUAUAUAUGCUGCUGGGUUUUGUUUUGGUUUUUGUCCCUGAAGCAUAAUCAAAUAAGAACUUCUCUACAGAAGGGCAUAUUUCCAUAAAUGUAAAACCCUAUUUUGAAACAGAGUCCUUUCUCAGAAUGCCAACUUCAGAAUUUGGGGGGUUGGGGAGGUGAAGCCCCCAGACUCCAUGUCUGGCGUGACUCAUAACCUCAGACUCAGGUGUCACAUAAGGGAGACUGUUGGCUGUAGUGUCCUGUUGCCCCGUAUUUCGAUGCUCCUCAGCCUGGAUGCAGGCGGCCCCUCUGGAGUUAGUCCUCAGGCCCAGGGCAUCUACUUUGUGGGAUCCCUCACAGCUGGGGUUUGGCAAGUCUGUCCUAGCCCCAUCAGUCUCCUCCGCUUCCAUUUGUUGCUCCAAGAUGACAUUUGCUCUCUAUUUGGAAUAUGCAAAGGAAGUCUGCUUGUCAAAGGUUUAGAUGAUCUUAUUUAAUUAACCCCAUUAGCAAUCGUAAGGUGAAGCAAAAGUUGGAUUUUUCCAAGUGUGAUGCAUUGUUCUUCAGACUUUUCUUCCCCAAAGGCAAAAAAAAAAAAAACCUUGCAAACUUAAAGAUAGUAGAAUUUUCAACCAAAUGGGCAGGAAAAAUCGUGCAAGCACUCCAAAACUCAGUGCGUUUUGAAUAUUUUUAAACCAAGGCCAUUCGAAGACUGGAGGAGGGGAGUGCGGGGAGCAGAUCCCACUCACAAAACCAAAUUCCUCAGGCCGUUCCUGGCCUCCAUUCAGAGUGGCGGGGCCCUUAACCCCCAACUGGAAAUUUCCCGUGUGAGCCCCUCCCACUUGAUAGGCGAAACCAAAUCCACACAGGUGUUUUAAAGCACUCUCUUGUCUUAAUCUGAACACCCUGAGCGUCUUCACGGUGAUAACGCAUUAUCUCCAGUACACGUAAGUUUUCGUACUUUUCUUGUAAAACUACUGCAUGACCCAACUUCAGCAAUGAAUUGUGCCUCGUGGAGACCCGCUCUAGCUCUUUCGAGAUGACUUUUUCUUUAGCCGUGUACUGUUCACACGGUUGCAAUCUUUAGCUCCAGGGAGGUCAGUAAUGUCUUUUAAAGGCAGAAGUCCUGUUUAACCAAUAUGCAUUUCUCACAAUUGGUGCUUAGGCUGUAUUUUAAAGCCUACCGUCUUAACAUUUUGUACAAAAAAAACCAACAACAACAGAAAUGAUCUGUGUUUGGAGAAGUGAUGUGACAAUCAUUUGGGCCCUGAAAGCAGUCACGGGUUUGACGUGAGUGCCCUGCUACAGCCCUGUCCCUGGAGGAGCACGUGUCUCCAGGCAGUGUGAUUGCGGCCUCUUCCAAUCCUCCAUGACUAGAGAAACUCAUUUUGCGUUUUGCAGAAAGAAACGUUGCUAAACCUUUUUGCUGCUGUGUUUUGGUGACAUAUCCAUGUUUACCUGUUUCGUAUUGCUCUGUUUGACGCAUGAAAGGCUUAGUAUAGGGGUCUCUGUUAUAAACCUACAGUCCUCUCUUUUAGGCUUCUUGUGUAUAAAAAGGAAAAGUAGCUGUGUGUUGAAACAGAGGUGACGACAGUCUUUCCCAAGCACACUGGUGAGAAGAGACCCCUUAAAACUAGACCCUAGGGAGCAAAGUUGCUGCACAAGGCAAACGAAAAGGUCCUUAUUCAGUAAUACUUGCUACUGGCCUCUCAGCUAUGACCAUUACAGGGAAAUGGUCUUCCUUCUAAUUGAACAGAUGGAUUUUCUCCAACAAGAAGAAACAUGGAGCUUGUCCAGCUGGCAGAUCAAGAGAAUAUACUGGGCAGAAAGAAGUAUGUUUGUUUAUUUUUUAAAAAACACAAGGGGGAGAAAGAAACUUGUAGUAAUCUGGAGAGUAAGAAUGUGGCCUAGAAUUUUGCUUCAAAACAUGGGCGGGGCCAAGUUACUCGUAAGCUAGACAGUAAUACUCCCCGUGACAAACAUGAAGGGAAAAUGAGAGGAAGCCACUGGCCUGGACGGUGGUUUGGGAACACGAGUGGUCUUGUUGAGGCUCUGGAUCCAGAGCCAUAUCCUGAGUUUUUCAUUUUGCCAAAGUAUAAAUGGAUAGUCUUUACCUAAAAGUGUUUUAAUUGGAGGAUCUAUUGGAAGACAGACUGCACAGUUUGUCACUUGGUUGGCUAGUCAUUUACAGUCAGACCUCCCCAAAUUUACUUUAUUUGGAGACACUCCUGGAAGCCAGCGACCUGCCCAGACCUUCUGCGAAACCAUCCUGGAAACACCAAGAAGCCCAGUUUGCUUGCGUGGCUUCUAGCAUCUUCAGACCUAGUCCAAAUUAGGAAGUGUAGAAGCAUGUGAUGGUGAAAAACUCUGAGGACCUGGCAGCCUUCCAAGCUGAUAUGGAGUCCAAGGGAAGAUUUACCUUUCGUUUUGGAGGAUGGCUCAAGUUGAAUCUUCUUUCCAGCCAGUUACCUUUUUUUUACCUGUCCCACACUUUCUGCAACUCUCACACAAAUACUUAGAUACUUUAGUACUGGGCCUUGGAUUCUUACUGACUGAUUAUAAUCCAGCAGAGUAAACUGCCCCAAAUGUCCCUGGGCUGACUCAGUGCAGCCAGAGUGAAGCAUUUUACUGAAUGUUACUUUAUGAAAGCAUGUUACUUUCAUUUUACUGAAAGGUAACAGAGGACUUGAUGGCUCUAAAGCUCAAAAUGGACUUGUGAUGAGCAGGCAGUGGUGAGUCUGCGUGCACUAAAUGGAAAUGACUCAGCACGUCCUUUUUUAGUGGAGUAAAAUCCCUAAAGCUCCCUUUUGUUUUCCUUUUGGUUUUUUGCUGCAGUUGGUAGCCAUCUCAUGAAUUGUCCAUGACCGGUGUCUCUCUUUGUAGUUUUGUGACCAUGCAGGCUUGCUCUCGGACUUGGGUGGUUUCUUACUUUAUCCUCUUGUUGGGAAGAGAGAAACUAGGUGUUUGAAGGAUUAAAUGAUUCAAGCAAAGUGUUUUAGGGUAAAGAUGUAUAUAUUCUGAAGAAUUUAAAAGAUAGAUUAUUAUUUGCUUAUUAAAGAACAAAUAACAGUCUGGGAAUCCCAGAAUGUCAAGCCAAAAGUCUAUAGGGUCAUCUUCUUCAAAGAUUUUCAUAAAGAAUUAUUUUAAGGAGACUUCUGUCUAAAAAGGUUUGACUGGCCUCCAGAUUCCAGUGAUUUGAAGAAAGCAUCUUAUCACUCAAACCUUGAGUCUCCCAUGUAGUAAAGGCAAAGGAAUGGUCAUGAUAGAUUCUUCUGUCUAAGGAUCUCCUCUGGAAGAUUGUAUGAACAACAAUUUCCAGCAAAGACCCACCCCCUAGUGCCCAGAGCUAGCAUUCUGGAGACUAAAGAUUGCACUUUCCAUAGUUUUUUCGUCCAAAUGCAAUCCCAUUUCUGUGCCUCUUAGCAUGCAGUUAGAUUUGGACAAGCAAGAUUCCUAAGGAAUGACUUUAUUAACUAUAAUAUGGUUACAGCUACUGCAUAUAUAUAUACACAUAUAUAUACACACUCUCGUUAUAAUUGUACUAUGGAGAUGUCGCGUGCAAUGCUGGCCUGUGACGGUCCGUCUAGCGUCCUGACUCAGCCGGCGGAGACCAGGCCUGGUGCUGAGGUGUGGUCUGAACCUUCCCUGUAUCCAUUCAUCACUUUAGAACCUUGAAGAUGCCACUUUCUGUCCCUCUGCCUUUUAGCGGCAUCUGAAAUCUGCUCCACAGAGAAUCUCCCAGUCACGUUGUUAACUGAUGCUCUGUGAAUAAUUUUCAAGGGGACACAUAAAAGUACGAGCUCCAAAACCAGCCCCCGACCCAGUGCAGGAAGGUCUGCAGAUUUCACACGCUCAGCCUCAGGCUUGGUCCUUCCCACCCAGCGAGCCAGGAUCCAGGCAUUUCUUUGAAACCUCAGAGGUAGCAGCAACCUUUUCAGUGUCGCUUUUAGCAAGUGUGUGUUUGCCAAUAGAUACCCCUGUGUACUAACGUGCCAACAAGUAAAUGUUAAUUAAUUGCACAUCUGCUUCCACUGUGUCCCCACGGGUGCCACAAAGUGUGUGAGGAGCCUCGUCCAGAGGAAUCUAACGCUGCAUUGACUACUGCUAUCAGGAUUGUGUUGUGUGGAAUAAAUCAUCUACAUAAAUUUUAUAUGCACAAGUAAUUUCCCUUUUAUAUGUCAGGUAAAUAUUUGUAAAAGUUAUACUCACACAAAUGAAAUUAUUAUAAUGAUUACUAAUAUAUUUUUUCCAUGUUUCAUUGCCUGAAUAAAAACUGUUUAUCACUGUUA